AGGUCUAAAAAUCUUCGCACCAGCCUGGACUUCUGAGUCUACACCCAGUUGGCUGAUGGCCACCCCUGCUGUGGUGUGAGGAACUGGACACCGCCACCUAUUCUGUACAUUUACAGACUUCCUGUCAGCCAUAGUAAGCCAGCUGAGGAGUACCUGAAUCAUUUAAUCUCCCAAGAGAUGAGACAAAGCCCCGGUUGAUAUUUUCUUUCCAGGUGAAAUUAUGACCCUGCUGGUAAAGUGAGGUGCCCGCCAAGAAGAUAACGUUCUUGCUGAAGAGCUGUGGUGACCAUUCUGGAGUAGAAGCACAAAAAAUGUCUUGUCUGUCGUUCACCUCUACACCCUGCCUUGAACUCCGCUCUGUCUUUUUUGUUGGACUGCUGCUGCUCGUCCAUCGGGGGCCCUCAGGGGUCAGCUGCCAGAAUGACACAGAGCCGAUUGUGUUGGAGGGAAAGUGUCUGGUGGUGUGUGACUCCACCCCGUCAGCAGAGCCAUCAGGUAAUGCCCUGGGCAUGUCAGUGAGGUCAGGAACUGGUCGGGUGGCAUUUUCAGCCAUUCGUAACACCAACCACGAACCCUCAGAGAUGAGCAACCGAACUAUGACCAUCUACUUUGACCAGAUCUUAGUGAACGUUGGCAGCCAUUUUGAUCCAGCGACAAGCAUCUUUGUGGCACCCAGAAAAGGAGUCUACAGCUUCAGCUUUCAUGUUGUCAAAGUUUACAACCGGCAGACAAUACAAGUGAGUCUGGUGCUCAACGGCUGGCCUGUGAUCUCGGCCUUUGCAGGAGACCAGGAUGUGACCAGGGAAGCUGCCACCAAUGCUGGACUGGUGAUUAUGGAGAGGGGGGAUAAGGCUUACCUCAAACUGGAGCGGGGAAACCUGAUGGGAGGGUGGAAGUACUCCACCUUCUCUGGGUUUCUGGUGUUCCCCUUGUAGGGUUGGCUGAGGUAGGAUGAAGAGAGCUGAUGUUCUUGUCAUAGUCAAAGGUGUGGAGAGGUGGGUGGGUGUAACAUAAAAAGUACUUUGUAACUUUUAAAGCCAUUGACACAAAGGAGGAGGAAUUAACUGAUACAUCAAACUGCACUGAUGCAUCUUGAUGUGUAUCGAUGAAUUGGUGAAUUCACUCUGCACCCAAAAAUCUUGGAUGUAUUUUCCAUUUCCAUCGCACUUUUAUGGCUUAU
Messenger RNA from Archocentrus centrarchus (flier cichlid), 1180 nucleotides. RefSeq names its product cerebellin-1. The record is from RefSeq and is a predicted model, not a curated record. Gene Ontology annotation, cellular component: synaptic cleft; glutamatergic synapse. Lineage: Eukaryota; Metazoa; Chordata; Actinopteri; Cichliformes; Cichlidae. The transcript is spliced from 3 exons. Gene Ontology annotation, biological process: maintenance of synapse structure. Gene Ontology annotation, molecular function: protein binding. The coding region runs from base 312 to 935 and encodes 207 amino acids.